Messenger RNA from Pichia membranifaciens NRRL Y-2026, 516 nucleotides. RefSeq lists its product as hypothetical. The annotation marks the transcript as partial. The transcript has a single exon. Gene Ontology annotation, cellular component: endoplasmic reticulum membrane. The record is from RefSeq and is a predicted model, not a curated record. NCBI's taxonomy places the organism in Eukaryota, Fungi, Ascomycota, Pichiomycetes, Pichiales, Pichiaceae.
ACCGACCCUAAUUUCGUUCCUUCUCCUGAGAAGCCGUUCAACUUCCUCAUAGACUACGAGAUCUCGUUCAAGGAGGACAAGGAAGCUGGUGUGAUUGGUGACCUGUACAACGGCGAGACAAUUGAGUUGGCGUACAACUUCCGCUCGCUCGAGCCUUCCGAGGUGUCCAUCGUCGGUGUCGGCGGAGAGCUGUUGGACCCGGUCACCGGGAUCAGCUUGGCUAACAUUACCGCCUCGCAAAUUGGCCCGAUCGCCGUUGAAAACAACCAGCUCGUGAACUUCACCCAAAGAGUCGGCAUCAACAUGGAGCCAAGAAAGUACCUCUUGGUGCCAGCCAUCUACAUCGUCUACCAGGACCAGUUCAUGCUCUUGGGCUCGACAAACAAGCUCGUCAACAUCGUCGACCCAAAGAUCUCGCUGUUCAACCCUCAAUUGCUUGUCGCCGAGUUGAUCUUGGGCGCCACCGUUGCCGGCAUCGUCUACCUCGCCUACAACGCCUUCGCCGGCAAGUACUUG